Messenger RNA from Schizosaccharomyces octosporus yFS286, 659 nucleotides. RefSeq lists its product as uncharacterized. Bases 123 to 335 code for a protein of 70 amino acids. Lineage: Eukaryota; Fungi; Ascomycota; Schizosaccharomycetes; Schizosaccharomycetales; Schizosaccharomycetaceae. The record is from RefSeq and is a predicted model, not a curated record. The transcript has a single exon.
GAAACGCCUGUUUCUAUCCAUUAAUCUUAAAAAUCCCUCUCUUAUCCCAAGUACUAGUACUUCUUGGUUUGACCUGUUUACUUGCAUUACCACAUUUUCACAUUGUUUAAAACAGAAUAAAGAUGCGUUUCUUUUUGCUUAGCCUUUUCUUGAUCUCUUUAUUGGGUGUUUCUUUUGCAUUCCCUUACGGCAAUGCAGCAUUGAGAAACGCUACUUCCAAUGUCCUUAAUCAAGGAUACAAUACUACUUCUAUGGUUCAAACAAACAGCACUCAAGUUCAAGGAAAAUUCGCUAAUGCUACGAGUAACAUUGGCGCCUCUAACGCCACUUAUUGAAGGGCAGGUUGCUAGAGAAGGUUUCAAGGAGGCUCUCUAGAAUAAGGAUACAAAUAUUACCUUGUCUAUAAUCAUCCAUUAUUUCUGUUCGGACUGCUUCAGAAAAUUUAUUUCUUUAUCUGGGUUCUGUGCUCUCGUGGAUGUCUUUUUCGUCUUUAUGAUUAUAAGUAAUGGUUUUCGGUCAAGCCUAAUGGCUAUGCUUGACUGUUAUUUCGAUUAUUCUUUUACUUUACAUGUGAGAUUUUGAGUUAUUUCUUUAAGCAUUGCAUUACAUUUUUGCAUUUAAGUAUAUAUAAUAUUACCAAAUAAGAAUACCGAAUUGAC